GGAGACCUUGAAGCAUGAUUUAUUAACAGCAUGCUGUUUGCCUUUGUCACGUUGUGGAUGUGGCGGGGCAGCGCUGGCCCCGCUCCAGCCGGGACCACCCAGCGAGCGGAGCGCGGCUACCGGCACCGCGCAGCGCCCGCUCCGCAGGCUCGCCCGGUCCCAGCUCCAGCCGCCCCAGCAGCCUGCCCGUGCCACCCCGCCGGGGGAAACUGCCAGGACAGCAACAGCAACACCCCCCAAAAAAUAAUAUCCGGACAGACGGGCUGGCUGGGACGCGAGAAUUGCAAAAACAAUCCCCACCCCAUCACGGAGAGUGAGCUGAGCAAGGAGCAGGACGAUGUUUGACAACACGCAGUACCCCUAUAACUGCUUCAAUUACGAUGGGGAUGAUUAUCCUACCUGUAGUUCUGACGAAGAGAAAAAAUUCACCAGACCAGCAUACAGCUACAUUGCCUUAAUUGCAAUGGCCAUCCAGCAAAGCCCUUCAAAUAAAGUCACCCUCUCUGGCAUUUAUGACUUUAUAAUGAAGAAAUUUCCUUACUACAGAUCAAAUCAAAGAGCCUGGCAGAACUCCAUCCGACAUAACUUAUCGCUUAACAGUUGUUUUGUGAAGGUUCCCAGAACAGAAGGGAAUGAGAAGGGGAAAGGAAACUAUUGGAGCUUUGCAGCAGGAUGUGAAUCCAUGCUGGAUCUCUUUGAAAAUGGGAAUUACAGGAGAAGACGGAGGAGGAGGAAUGUGAAAAGGGAGCACAAGGAGCAGAGACCGAGCAGAGUGAAAAGUCCUUCGUCCCCCAAUACCUCUUCUGUAGACUCUGCUUUGAACAACGUUUCCUCUUCUGAAAGUAAACAUGAAAGAAUUGAACCGGGCCCAAAACUUCUGGAGCCUUGUGGGUUUGCUCCGAACAGCGUGACCAACAGGCAGAGCCUGAGCAAUUCCUCCUUAGCAAAAUCGGAUUCUGAAAUCAAAUUCAGCAUCGAUUACAUCCUUUCAGCCCCCGACCCUUUGCCUGUCCUGAGAUCUCAGUACAACAUGCAAGAAAAUAAAUAUCACCUCCUGGAGGCCCCGCAUAUUAAUCUCCAGUUCUGGACAAUGUGAUGUUAUUUAUUCGUGGUACCAAAGUCUGAGUCACAGUGUGUUCAGCAGCCUCCUGUCACUGAAAAUCAGCCGCCUGCCCCCUCAUUUUCCUCCCCAGAAAGGGUUACAGACUCACCACACCAGCUGAUGCCCUGUCUGUACCCAAGGAACUUUGCUAAGAUUAAAGCAUAAAUAGCUGUUACCAAUAUUGGUUUUCACCACGCUGAAAUUUAUGAAAUUCUAGCUUUAUUUUCUAAACUGUCUUGGACAUCAUUUAGUGCCACAAAGAAUUUCCUUUCUCAAGCAGAAUCCGAUAGAGAAGAGACUUGCUUAUCAUCCACUCCUUUAUUAAAGACAAAGUGAAUUUGAUCCCACUUUCAGUGGUGGAAAUUAGGAUUAACUCCACUGGAGUAUAUAGGUCAGAACUUAAGCUGAUCUAAAACAGUAUAAUUCUGUUGACUUACACUGGCUGGGAAUGUAGGGGGGUGAGGGGGUGGAAAUUUGUUUCUUAAAAGGAAUUACAGAAAAUCGCCCUGUCUUCCCUGUUUUUUUUUUUUUAACAUCUUAUUUCAAACUGUUUUGCAGCUUUAAUUCAUUGUUCAUUAGGAAACGUAGUUGGUAAAUAUUUCAAGUAUAUUUUUGUUUAUAUUCAGGGCAGAAUUGUUUAAAUUGUUGAAGUGAAGUUGUAUUCAAAUAAUUCCGAGAGACCUAAUUGCAAGGAUGCUGAACUCUGGUACUUUGAUGGGUAAUGUGACAGUCAAAGAGUCUCUUAAUGCCUUGGUUAAAAAAAACCCCAACACUUCUUCCCUUCUACUAUCAGAAAUCUUCCUGAGAUGCUGCAGAAAUGUCCUUAACCAUAUUUCAUUUAGCAAGUGUGAAGGGAAACCUGGCACUGUAAAAAUCUCUGUUGAGUGUGAAGCAAAGCUAAAAUUCCACCUACCUGCUCUGAGACAAGUUGUAUAUUCCCAUUAAACAGAUUUUUAUUAAUUCUUCUUGCAAGCAAUUACCAAAGUGGUGCUUGAUAUGAUUUCAGCUAAACUGGUGAGAUUUAUAAUUUCCAGGUAUCAGUGUUAGCUCAUGAGCUCCAUUUCUGAGAAAGCCACUUCAUUAUCAUUUACAUGCAGUGGGAUAUUUUGGAGCAGAACCUGAUGGACAAUGAUGAACUGUAACGAGCUUUUAAGAAGUUGCUUUUAUACAACUUGUUCACAAUGAUUUGCUUCCCAGAACAUAAACAGCAUUAGCAAAGGCUCCACAAAAUCCUGGCUUUCACUUGGCUAUUACAGUCUUCACCUACUGCAGAGAGAAGGAAAAAAAGACAAGAAUUCUGAUGGUUUUAAGCAAUUAAAUGCAGAGAUAAAAUUAUCUUUGCAACAGGAACUAAAGGUAAAUGAAGGUAUAUGAGAUAAGAUUCAGCAUAGAGGUAUGCUCAGGCAUGACUUGAAUUUUUAUGCAGAAGCUUUGACAUUUCACUAAGUUAUUUCACAUUGUGUCUAAUAUAUACUGUACAUUUAUACUAUAUAUUCUUAUAUAUUGUUAUUGAGAAAGGGAGCAAUAUCACUGCACUUAUAUGUUGUAAAAAUGCAUGAUGUAUGUUGUCAUGAUGCUGAAACUCCUGCCAUAUACUUAAAAUUUACCAUCGGUGGUAUUUCCCACUGAUUGGUAAUAAAUGCCCAUUUUUUGGAAAACCAUAAAACUUGUUCUCUUCAAGCAUUUCUACAGCAUGCAAAAGUCUUUGCUUCUUCUUCAGAAAAGAGAAAAUGGGAAAUCAUGUCAAUUACAUCACUGCAUGUCUUCCAAACUUUGGAGGGAUGAUUUCUUGAGGCAAAUUCUGCCUUCAAAUGGGAGCUUUUAAUUCUCUGUGAAUCAACAGUUAUUCUGGGGGGAAAUCUGAAAGCAAAAUUUGAUUCUUUGUACCUGAUUGAUCUGCUGUUUUCACUGAUAUUAGAAAAAGAAGAAAACCUCUGUGGGGGACUGCACAGAUGGAUUCUCAUUUGAAGAGGGAUGAGAAUUUGCUCUUUUAGUGUUUAUGCUCAGUGGUAAAUAGGUGUGGGAAGAGCAUGUCCUCACUUAGUGCUUCAGUGUUUGCAUGCACUCAUGGUGGGUGGGUACUUGUGCACCUCUGGGACCCUGCCUACAGAUAAAUAUUCCUGUUUGAUACACAGAUCUUUUUUUCCUGAUUGUUUUAACCAUGGCAAUGCUGCUGUUGGGCUGAUAGCUGUGGUACACACCUGCAGUAUAUUUGAAAUACAUAUUUUCUGCUGUGAAACAUGCAAAUAUGAUUGUUA
Haemorhous mexicanus (house finch) is the source of this 3360-nucleotide messenger RNA. It is a transcript of the gene FOXL3, whose product is annotated as forkhead box L3. Gene Ontology annotation, biological process: cell differentiation; regulation of transcription by RNA polymerase II; anatomical structure morphogenesis. Gene Ontology annotation, molecular function: RNA polymerase II cis-regulatory region sequence-specific DNA binding; DNA-binding transcription factor activity, RNA polymerase II-specific. The transcript has 4 exons. NCBI's taxonomy places the organism in Eukaryota, Metazoa, Chordata, Aves, Passeriformes, Fringillidae. The coding region runs from base 338 to 1096 and encodes 252 amino acids. The record is from RefSeq and is a predicted model, not a curated record.